Molecule: messenger RNA, 4334 nt
Organism: Hermetia illucens (black soldier fly)
Lineage: Eukaryota; Metazoa; Arthropoda; Insecta; Diptera; Stratiomyidae
Gene: Oseg6
Product: WD repeat-containing protein 19
Exons: 13
Coding region: 139-4233 (1364 amino acids)
Biological process (GO): intraciliary retrograde transport; cilium assembly
Cellular component (GO): cilium; intraciliary transport particle A
Molecular function (GO): protein binding
Source: RefSeq, a predicted model, not a curated record
UACCUGUCAAACAAUACAAGGUGCAAAAGAAGUAAACAAACUGCCGGAUGAGUUAAUUUAAUAAUUAUUUUAAUGUGAAUUUGUGGUAAAGAUGAUUGUGUAGUUGCGGUUAUACGAAUAAUAUGCUGCGGUUUUAAUAUGUCGUACGAUAAGGUUUUAUUCAAGCAUGAAGAGCCCCACGGUCCCGGAGAUGUUUAUUUUAUUUGGCAAAAAGGUGCGUCCGGGUCGCUUCUGGCGUCCACCGGAAGCGACGGAACUGUGGCGAUUUUCAACCGACAAGGACAACUCGUCGAGCGAUUGAUAUUGCAAAGCCUCUGCUCUGGAUUCUCCUGGGAUAGUGAUGGCGACAUUCUUGGCAUAAUAACAUCAAAUUCAUCACAAGUUACGCUGUGGGAUUCCAAUUCUCACCGAAAACAACUGUUGGAUACAGGCCUUCGCGACCCCCUUAGCUGCAUAGUUUGGGCGAAAACUUCUCCUAUUCUAGCAGUUGGAACAUCACGUGGUAAUUUAGCGAUUUACAAUCACCAAACAUUGAAAAGGAUCCCAAUCUUGGGCAAGCAUUCAAAACGCAUAGUUUGUGGGGCUUGGUCAGCCGAAAAUCUGCUGGCACUAGGCAGUGAUGAUAAGAGUUUUUCAAUCAGUAAUGAGGAAGGUGAUUCAAUGAGGGUCGUUCCCUUGCGUGAUGUUCCUAGUGAUAUGUACUUUGCUCAAAUGAAAACCGAUGAAAAAAUGCCUGGAGAAAAUGCUGUGAGUAUGAUUAUCGGAAAACGGACUUUGUAUCUGUACUGCAUGGCCGAACCAGAUUCUCCUAUUGAGUUGGGAUUUCAAAGUCGCUAUGGUCCGUUGAUUCAGCAUAAAUGGUUUGGGGAUGGAUAUAUUUUGUUAGGUUUCUCACAUGGGCAUCUGGUGGCGAUUUCCACUCAUCCGAAAGAUAUUGGACAGGAAUUGUGGCAGGUGAAAAAUCAUCGGGAUAUUUUGACUGGAGUGGCCCAUUGUCCGGUGCUCGAUAUUGUUGCAUCGUGCGGUGAUAAUACGGUCAAAAUCCAUUCGAUUACAAAUCUUCAUGAAACGGAGAAAAUACUAACACUUCCUGACCAGUCAGCUGUUCAGAUGAUUGAUUGGAGCUCAGAUGGCCAACUUCUUGCCGUUACAACAGCUCAAGGAGCUAUUUGUACAUUUGUAACAAAAUUGCAAAUUAUGCAUUCAGUAUCACCUCCACGUAUAGCAAUCCUAAGCAGUAUUGUUGAAGUAUCCAUAUACACUUAUGCACCUGAAAAGUCCAAAAUGUUACCAAGUAAAUUAAUCCUCGAAGUGGAACCAUCAUUCAUUGCGAUUGGUCCGUUUCACUUAGCAGCGGGAAUGAACAAUCACGCGUGGUUUUAUGAUCUCGGAAAGAAUUUAGCAGAUAGUCCAGUGUUGUUAGGCGAUAGAGAGUUCAUAUCAGAAAUCCAUAGUGCUCAAUUAAAUGCAGACUUCUGUGCAGCAAUAUGCGGCGAACAACUGAUUUUGCAGUCGAUUGAGUCGGAUAAUCCUGCAACAAAGGAUAAGACUACACAAUCCUUUCCUUCUGCUGUUCCCGGGUUGAAUUCUGGGGUGAUAACAAGCAUGAAACUAUCUAAUGAGUUUCUCAUUUUUGCAACAGAUUUGGGCGAUCUGGUGUAUUUUUCCUUGGACCAAUGGUCAACUAGUAUUAAAUAUCGCCAUACCAUGGGGAUAAAAAGUAUUUAUAGUGAUUCAGAAGGUACAAAACUGGUAUUUGUAGACGACCAUGGUCAGGGCUUCAUUUUCUUGCCGAGCUGUGAAGAAUCCACGAUGAUAUCCGACUUUCCCAAAAAAUGCGAUGGUGUCCUCUGGGACUAUUUACAACCGAACGUUUUUAUUGUGUUUGACAAUAAAAUUUGCACUACUUUUAGUUUUGUUCGAUAUUCGGUCUUGGGUAAGCACACUGUCACUGUUGGUGAAACCAAAUUGAUAUCAGGGCAAGUCCCUCUAAUGUUAUACAAUGGGGACGUUUGCUUGUAUGUGGACGGUAAAUUCAGUACAAUUACGCUCUCAACGCAUUUGUCGGUACCGGGGACAGAUCCGAAGGAGCAAUUAGAUACUUUCAUUAAGUUGCGGAAGUUUCAAGACGCUUAUAAGUUAUGCGAACAAGUUAAGGAUGAGGAAUUUUGGAGAAAGCUUGGUGAGCAGGCUAUAGAAGAUUUGGAUCCAGCAUUUGCUCUUAAAAUUUAUCAGAAAAUCGGGAAUGCUUCAAUGGUUUUCGCUUUACAAGAAAUGCAACACAUCGAGGAUUGUAAUUUAUUGUCAGGUUUCUGCUGCCUUAUAUUGGAUAAGGCUGAAGAGGCCAAGACAUUCUUUGCGAAAAGUCUGAAUCCGCAAGAAGCGCUAGAAUUAUGCCGUGAUUUAUUGCAAUGGGAACAAGCUAUGAUUUUGGCAACGUCUUUGGCGCCAGAACAGGUACCAUUCAUUGCACGUGAGUACGCACAGCAGCUAGAAUUCGCUGGAAGUUACUCGGAAGCUCUGUACCAUUACGAGAAAGGUUAUAAAGAGGACAUCAUUCAUGGGUCAGGAGAUACAUUGGAAAAUGCCUCACCUGAGCUAUUGGAACAUGUACGGCUUUGUAAAGCUGGAUUGGCCAGAACAUCAAUAAAAACGGGCGAUUUUCGUCGUGGAAUCCAAUUCGCAGUUGAGCUCAAUGACAAACAGUUGUUCUAUGACUGUGGGGAAUCAUUGAUAACGGUUGGCCACUUGAUGGAAGGUGCAGGGUUGUUUGAAAAAGGGGAAUUUUGGGAUGAAGCAUGCUCACAUUAUAUACAACUGAAAAUGUGGAAUAAAGUUAAUAAGAUCCUACCUCAUGUGACGAGUCAUAAGCUACAUACUGCUUAUGCUAAAGCCAAAGAAGCCGAUGGGCACUAUACGGAAGCUAUAUCGAGUUACAAGAUCUCAGGUGAUUUGGAUUCGGUGGUAAGAAUAUAUUUAGAGCAACUAUCAGACCCACACUCAGCAUCAGAAGUAGUUUUGGAAUCGAGAUCAAGCGAAGGAGCAAAGAUGCUUGCGAAAUUUUAUCAGAAAAUUGGCGAUGUUGAACAGGCUUUACAAUUCCUGGUGAUGUGUGGUUGCAUUCAAGAGGCUUUCACCCUUGCACAAAGACACAACCGUUUGAAACUAUACGGUGAACUUUUGGAGCGCUAUGAGAAUGCCCAACCAAGCGAUUAUAUAGCUUUAGCGCACCAUUUUGAUAGUGAAAAAUACACACUUCUUGCCGGCAAAUAUUACUUCCUUGGACGGGAGUUCUCGAAAGCAUUAAAACUUUUAUUAAAGGCUUCGUCCUUUACUAAUGAAGAAACUACGGCUUUAUCGUUGGCUAUUGAUUGUGUCGCUACGUCAAAUAGUGACCAGUUAUCUGGCCAACUUAUUGAAUUCCUUCUGGGGGAAGUUGAUGGAUCGCCAAAAGAUCCAAAAUAUCUAUUUCGCUUAUACAUGGCUCGAAAGCACUAUAAAGAUGCUGCUAAGACCGCUGUGAUAAUCGCAAAUCAAGAACAGGUUGCUGGAAACUACAGAAGUGCCCAUGAUCUCUUGUUUUCAAUGUAUCAGGAACUACGUCGAAAUAAUUUAAGCAUUGCAACUGACAUGCGUCAUAACUUGAUCCUCCUUCAUCGCUACACUUUAGUUCGCAUUCAUGUUAAGCUUGGGAAUCAUUUACUAGCCGCAAAGUUAUUAGUUCAUGUAGCGGCAAACAUUUCGCAGUUCCCAUCACAUGUUGUCCCAAUCUUGACUUCAACUGUCAUUGAAUGCCACCGAGCUGGAUUGAAAAAAUCUGCGUUCACAUACGCCUCAAUGCUUAUGCGUCCUGAAUACAGGAAUCAGAUUGAUUCAAAAUACUCAAAGAAAGUAGAAGGAAUUGUGCGGAAAGCGCCAAAGGGCAUUAAAGACUUCAAAGAUGAUUUCGAAGGUGAGACCAUGGAAUGCCCAAUAUGCGAUGCUAACUUGCCCAAUAUGGAUGUCACUUGCUAUCAAUGUAAAACAACGUUACCUAUUUGUAUAGCGACGGGACAGCAUAUUGUUAAAGAAAAUAUGGCCGCUUGCCCGGAGUGUGAUUUCCCAUGCUUCAGGCCUGAGAUGGAAAAAAUUCUCUCAGAACUUAAUCAAUGUCCAAUGUGUAGUGAGACGGUUGAUUCGAACCGGCUAAUGGACGUUGAAGAUAUUCGACCCUAUAUCUUACCUAUUCUAUAAUUGAGUUCCAGUUGAAGGCUUUAAGCAAUUCUCGAGCACAAUGUACCAUGACACAAUGCAUUUAAUGUACAAAUUAAAGCUUUUUAAGUUAAUGUUGAAAA